UACCAAUAUGGCGUCGUGCUGAGUUUGUUAGUCGGCAACAAAACUGAGUCGUUCCGCUGCACAGUUCGUUUUUUAGAGCCCUUCACCGAAAUCCGAAGAUGUCCACACAGGAGGUAAGGUGAAAAUAACACCCUGAAAGGUUUCGGCAAUUCAGAGGGAUCCUAACAGCUUCCGGGGGAACAACUUUGAGGGCGCGUCUGACUCCGCGUUGGAUUUUCCAGCAGUGAUGGUAGAUGCAUCCGCGGACACCACGCCCUUCUUCUCAGAUGAUAAUGAGGAGGAGGGACCUACAAAUAAUGGGGUGGUGCCAUCUCCGGAAGAGGAGGAGUCUGCUAGUGGGGUGUCAGAUAGGAGAGCUAUACUGACUGUGGCUGUACUCUGUUUUGUCAACCUGCUGAACUAUAUGGACAGAUUCACUGUAGCAGGUGUUCUUACAGAUAUUGAGCAUUUCUUCAACAUUAGUGAUGGAAAAUCAGGGCUGCUUCAGACAGUUUUCAUCUGCAGUUACAUGUUCCUAGCUCCUCUGUUCGGUUACCUCGGGGACAGGUAUAAUAGGAAAGUGAUCAUGUGUGUCGGUAUUUUCUUCUGGUCUCUAGUGACACUGGCCAGCUCCUACGUCAGCAAGGAUUAUUUCUGGGCCUUGCUGUUGACUCGGGGACUGGUGGGUGUGGGGGAGGCCAGUUAUUCCACAAUCGCUCCCACCAUCAUCGCUGAUCUGUUCGUCAAGGAGAAGAGGACCAACAUGCUGUCAAUAUUUUACUUCGCCAUUCCUGUAGGCAGUGGUAUGGGUUAUAUAGUGGGUUCAAAGGUGGUCACGGUGGCAAAAGACUGGCACUGGGCUCUUCGGGUGACCCCUGGUCUGGGCCUGCUGGCAGUGAUCCUGUUGAUGUUUGUGGUUAAGGAACCAAAGCGUGGGGCGAUCGAAGCUCAUCCAGAGCACGUGCUGCACAGAACGACCUGGUUGGAAGACAUGAAAGCACUCUGCAGGAACCCAAGUUUUCUUCUGUCCACAUUUGGCUUCACAGCUGUAGCCUUUGUGACAGGAUCUUUAGCCCUGUGGGCCCCUGCAUUUUUAUUCAGAGCGGCUGUUUUCACUGGAGAGAAACAGCCUUGUCUGAAGGAACCCUGUGACAACACUGACAGCCUGAUAUUUGGAGGCCUCACAGUCGUGUCUGGUAUCCUGGGUGUGGCGAGUGGUGUGCAGGUCAGCAAGAAACUCAGGAUUAAAACACCACGCGCUGAUCCGCUGGUCUGCGCGGCAGCACUCCUCCUCGCAGCUCCUUUUCUUUAUCUGUCUGUCAUGUUUGCUCAGGCUAGCACAGUUGCCACAUAUGUUUUCAUUUUCCUGGGCGAGACGUUCUUGUGUAUGAACUGGGCCAUAGUUGCAGACAUUCUGUUGUAUGUAGUGAUCCCCACACGGCGCUCCACGGCAGAGGCAUUUCAGAUCGUCCUCUCACACCUGCUUGGUGAUGCUAUCAGCCCUUACCUCAUAGGAGUGGUGUCAGACUCAAUGAAAACGUCACACUCGUACAUGUGGGAUUUCCGUUCUCUUCAGAUGUCACUCCUGUUGUGCUCCUUUGUGGCAGUAGGGGGCGGAGCUUUCUUUCUGGCUACUGCCCUCUACAUCGAAAAAGACCGACAUCUGGCUGAGAAUUAUGUGCCCUCUGAUGAUGCACCAAUUGUUGUUCCAAAGAGAGGCAGGUCCACUAAAGUCACCGUGUCAAGCGUUUUAAUUUGAGAAGACAAAAGAAUUGGAAUGGUUCGCAAGACGGGGACCAGCAGUGUGAUUGGUCCAUCCCCAGCCAAUCCUGCAGCAGUGUCAGACAAAUAGUCACUGAUUGGACAAUCCCCACAAUAGGGGAAUUUUAUAGUAAUUUAUUAUGGUCUGUUUUUUGUUUAUAUCACUAACAUCAAACCAGUAUCAAAAAUGUUUGAAUGUCUUUGAAGUUUUGCUUUUCGCUCAUUGCAAGUCGAAAGGCACAUUGGAUACGUAUGUUGGUGACAUGGACAAGGGUAAUAUUUUGUUUUGCCUUUAAUUGAGAUGCAGUCGUGUUUUAGAUUUCAAACCCUGUGAAUUGUAGAUCGGGUCUGAAUGGAUUUUUCAGAUUGCUGUCUGGGGGAUCAGAGGUCAGUGAGACAGAUCAUCCCUCAUAACAAGUGAUAUAAACUGAAAACCAAAGCACUGUCAACAUAAUAUAGCAUUUUAUCCACCAGACUAUGACUGAAAACAAGCAGAAUCAGACUUAAGCAAUGUACUGAGGCCUGUCUAUGAUCUGCCCUUGCUUUUAUUUUAUUCUUUCAUGCAACAUUUCGUUUUUUAUGGUGUUUUAGGAUGGAAACAAAAAACAAACACUAAUCCUGUCUAUUCACGAUUCAAAUAUUGGAAUUAUUCUUGUUUUAUUAUUUUAUUUCAUAUUGUUACAUUACAUGUUUGUUGCAAUUGCCUGGCUCCUGGCAUGUCUUAAGAAUAUGCUGUUUUAACGGUCUCUAAACUUUUAGGAUUUUAACUGAAGGCAGGCUCUUGUGCGUUCCUGUGUUUUUUCGUUAUCAGAUUUAUUUACCAAAGGCAGUACAUUGAGCUAAUUCACAAGGUAUUGCUUGCUAAUCCUUUUUACUUUUUUUAAUAUUAAAUGACAAAUUUGA
Molecule: messenger RNA, 2643 nt
Organism: Triplophysa dalaica
Lineage: Eukaryota; Metazoa; Chordata; Actinopteri; Cypriniformes; Nemacheilidae
Gene: spns1
Product: SPNS lysolipid transporter 1, lysophospholipid
Exons: 13
Coding region: 227-1738 (503 amino acids)
Biological process (GO): transmembrane transport
Cellular component (GO): membrane
Molecular function (GO): transmembrane transporter activity
Source: RefSeq, a predicted model, not a curated record